Molecule: messenger RNA, 5620 nt
Organism: Drosophila willistoni
Lineage: Eukaryota; Metazoa; Arthropoda; Insecta; Diptera; Drosophilidae
Gene: Fak
Product: focal adhesion kinase 1
Exons: 19
Coding region: 496-5112 (1538 amino acids)
Biological process (GO): protein phosphorylation; signal complex assembly
Cellular component (GO): focal adhesion; cytoskeleton
Molecular function (GO): protein tyrosine kinase activity; ATP binding
Source: RefSeq, a predicted model, not a curated record
UAAAUUAAUAACAAGCCAAUAUGCUAAGAUUGGUAAAGCAGUUUAUUGGUGAAGCCUUAUUGUGAUUGUUCAGUCCAUAUAUACACGAUAUUUUACAUCUGUAUGUAUGUCUCUACACAUACGCCUACAAUUCUAUUAUAUACAUUCGAGUAUAUACAAACAAAUACACAUAAAAAAACCUACAUAAAAGAAAUACAGACGAUGCAGUUUUUCGAGUGAAAUAUGAAAAGAAACGAAUCGGUGUGUCGCUUUAAAUAAAUUAAUGUUGAUUAUGAAAAAUUGAUUAAAUCGAUUGAGCCCACAUAAUUGCGUUUUUAGUGGGUGGAAGUCGCGCUCUUCGUUUCUGUUAGGUGUGGUUAAUAUACAUAGGGACAGAUGUUGCUGUCCCCAAGAGACAGAGCGACAAGCGAGCGCACCUGUGAAAUAAUAUACGAAAUAUAAGGUAGCAGUUUAUCUCUAAUCACCGUCGGCCCGUUGUGCGGUAUUUAUUGCAACAUGAACACUGCGGCGGAGGCCAGUGCUGCCGCCAACCAGAGCCAAAGUAAUCAGUUGACGUCUUCCUGCAAUGAAUUGCAAUCCGAGGACUAUGUACUCCAUGUACAUAUGCCAAACAAGAGUUUUAAGGCAAUUCGUUUCGGUGAACAUGAGACCGUUUUCAAUAUUAUCCAAAAAACUGUGAAGGAUUUCGGACGUGAUGGUCAACCGCAGGCUAGCAGUCAACGUUAUGCCUGUCGCAUGCUAAAUAUGAUAACCAAAGAGGAGCUAUGGCUGGCGCGUACAACGCCAAUGAACAAAGUUCUAACCCAUAUCCUAAGUCCAGGAUGCUCUAAUGUGGAUUGUCCCAAGAAUGAUGAUGCCACAAAAGCAGAGCUGGUGCAAAGGGAACAGGAUCAAAGCCAUGGCCGACGAGUCAUUACCAAUAGAGUUUGGCGUGUGGAGCUUCGUGUGCGUUAUGUGCCGACCAGUAUUCGGGAUCUGUUUGAUGAAGAUAAAACCACAUGCUUCUAUUACUUUGAUCAGGUCAAAGAAGACUUCAUUCAGGCCAAUAUUACGGCUAUUGACACUGAGCUGGCUGUUCAAUUAUGCUGUCUGGGCAUACGACAUUACUUUAAAAAUAUAACUGUAAAAGCGCCGGAUAAGAAACAACAUAUUGAUUAUAUUGAAAAAGAAAUUGGAUUUAAAAGUUUUUUACCACAAUCUGUGAUAGCCACAACAAAGCCAAAGAACCUCAAAAAAAUGAUACAAGUCGGUUACAAAAAAGUCUACAAUUAUAAUGAUAUUGAGUACUUGACCAAAUUCUUCGAUCUGUUGAAAAAUUUGUAUUUAACAGACUAUGAGCAAUUUUCGGUCACAUUGAGCUCUGCAUGGAAUAUAUCAGGAAUUCUGCAUGUUGGACCACAUAUAGGAAUCUCUUAUCAAACUCAUCCGCAAGCAAGUCUAACGAAUGUUGCCCAAUUUAAGGAUGUUAUGGGUAUUAAGACCUGUACAUUACCAAAAGAAAAACUAAAUAGAGAAAAUUCCACGGAACUCGAAACAACUCAGAACACAAAUUGCAAUUGUCAGAAAAUCAAAACACAAAUCAAAAUAUCUGCCUCUAAUAAUAUGGAAGAUUUAGUAAUAACAUGCAAUGGCAUCAAUACGGCUGAAAGUAUUGCUGACCUAAUCGAUGGUUAUUGUAGAUUGCUAUCAAAAAAAUCCGAGUUUUCAAUUUGGCAACGAGAAACCAGCACAACCAAUGUCGAGAAGCCAACCACAGCAACAACAACAACUACUCCCAAUGAGUCAGUUCAACAGGAUGUAGUUCCAAGCACUGGAAAACCAAUGCUAACGGAUGAUUAUGCUGAAAUUGGUUUAUUAGAGGGCGAGGGUGAUUACUCUACUCCAACAGUUCGUAAUUAUGAGCUGGAUCGAAAUCAUAUUAUUCUAAGUGCCAAAAUUGGAGUUGGUCAAUUUGGUGAUGUCUAUGUGGGCACUUAUACCCUUCCCAAAUCGUCCAAACUAAAGGCUGCAGCAAGCAGCAGCACUCAUUCCAAUGGUACUGAACAAAAAUCGAAUGAUGGCAAACCUGAUGUCAUUCAAGUGGCCAUCAAAACUUGUAAAGCAAACGAAGAUCCCGAAAAGACAGAAAAUUUUCUUGCCGAAGCUUAUAUAAUGCAGAAAUUCGAUCAUCCACAUAUCAUUCGAUUGAUUGGCAUAUGCAGUGUUAUGCCCAUUUGGAUUGUCAUGGAGUUGGCCAAAUUAGGUGAAUUGCGUGCAUAUCUCAAGGCAAACAGCGACAGAUUAACUCAUGGAACACUUUUAAAGUACUGCUAUCAAUUGUCAACGGCUCUCAGUUAUUUGGAAUCCAAAAAAUUUGUACACAGAGACAUUGCGGCCAGAAAUGUCCUCGUCAGCUCACCCACAUGUGUUAAGUUGGCAGAUUUUGGAUUAUCACGUUGGGUUUCUGAUCAAUCGUAUUACCAUUCAACACCCACGGUUGCUCUGCCCAUUAAAUGGAUGUCCCCAGAGUCCAUAAAUUUCCGUAGAUUUACCACAGCCAGCGAUGUUUGGAUGUUUGGUGUUUGCAUUUGGGAGAUACUUAUGCUGGGUGUGAAGCCAUUUCAAGGGGUUAAGAACAGUGAUGUCAUCUCGAAACUGGAAAAUGGAGAACGUUUGCCCCUGCCACCAAAUUGUCCGCCAAGGCUAUAUUCACUAAUGUCACAAUGCUGGUCAUAUGAACCAUUGAAAAGACCAAAUUUUAAGCGAGUUAAGGAAACAUUGUAUGAAAUUUUGCUUGAGGAUAGUAUAAGUGCAUCGGAGACAAUGAGACGAGAGCAUCGUCGGGUGGCAGCCAUGUCCUGGGUGGGCGAUGACUCCGAUAUUCCGCCAUCAAAACCAGCCAGAACAAUGCACGAUUUUGACAUUCCCAACAUGAUGUCUUCAAAAUCCGAUGAGCCGCCGGGCAUAGCUCAGACAUAUAUUAUUGCACAGAAUCCGGCAGUGCUAGCUAGACUUAUGAUGGACAAUCAAAAGCGUGGCAUCAAUCCGGCUGCAUACACCACACCUGCUUCGGUAUUUAAUACUCUAGCCGUAGGCUUAGAUGACAGCAAAUCGAACGUUUCGCUUAAGACUACUAAGCUGCCAGCAGCUGAUUUAUUAAAACUAGAUCCUAUAGCCGAGUCUGAUAGGCUUAAAUUGAAAUUUCCUACUAACAGCACAUCUACACAAAAUCUUAAUCUUAACCCAUCGUCAUCAUCAUCGUCGACAUCCCCUUCAGUAGCUAGCUCCUUUGAUCCAACCAGUUCUACAACGACAGCUAACUUUGCCCAUAUAAAGCCGCAAUCGUCACAUCCAGAAGAUGCCUCGAGUCUAUACACAGGACAUUUACCACUCAAGGCUAACUUUAUUGUAUGUCCACCGCAUCAGCAUACCGAAGAACCGGGAUCGUCUAAAGUCGCAGCCGGUUACAGUUUGUAUGGAAGUCUUGAGAGACAUCAACCCACACCGGUGGCUAAGGUUUUGCACUCGAAAGGUGGUAGCUUGGAGCGCCAUCAAUCACUAAUGAAUGCCCAGAAUAUGCUUUUCUAUAAUCCACGAGCGGCACAGGGUCAUGUCAGUUCAAUGGCUCCCGAUCGCUCCCGGAGUAUGGAACGAAAUACAUAUUUCCAUGCCUAUCGCCAACAAAUGAAGACUUCCAUGGAAUGUGAAGCAUUGCCUGAGGAGAUAUACGAUUUUGGUGGUGCGGGCCUUAAAACUUGUGUGUCGGUUAAGCAAAAAUUAGAGAGUAAUGCUGCUCUAAUGACAGCCAAUUCAACAGCAACUCCAGAUGAAGGAGCAACUCCAAAUGAAUGUUUUAUGGCCAUGCCACCACAUUCUGGGGACAUCAAUCGACUUGAACAAAAUCAAUACGAUUGGCAACAUCAACGGGCACAUUCGCUGCCAAGGCCCCAAGUUAUGGAUCGAGAGUGCUCCAUUAUGGAAGGAGCUGUAUGCAUGUCAAUUCUUGAUGCCGACACUGUGGCUAAUCAGUCUAUGGGCGAAAAACUCAGGCAACAGCGUAAGGAAAGUAAUAGCGAUGGCGAAUGGUUAUAUCAAGAGGAAUUGAUUCGGAGGCGAUCUAGUUCGAUACCACCCGUGAUUGGAAACGAAUUAAUGCAGCAUUCGUUAAUAUUUAAGUCUGAUCUAAUGUCUGGUGGUGGACCAUCAAGCCUGCCCGAUUGUCCUAAUCCAGGAAAUGUGAAUUCCCGUCCCAUGACACCAAAUUCAAAUGCAAAUCCAAAUUUAUUGAUACAUAAAUCAAAUAACUCAUCGGCGGAUCAUUUGGAACAAACUGGCUCAAAUUUCAGAAAUAGCUCAGUGCCCACUUCCGUCGGCCGUUCUGUGAAUCGUGCGAACGAUGAGGUCUACUGUGCCACCACAUCGGUGGUUAAGUCCAUAAUGGCGUUAUCCCAAGGCGUUGAGAGAGCACAAACUGAAACCUAUUUGGAUCUUGUCAAACAUGUGGGCAUAGAAUUGCGUAAUUUACUAACAUCGGUGGACAAGAUUUCUGUAAUCUUUCCAGCACAGGCUUUAAAAGAGGUGCAAAUGGCUCAUAAGGUGCUUUCAAAAGACAUGCAAGAAUUGGUGUCGGCAAUGCGAUAUGCCCAACAAUAUAGCGAUACCACACUGGAUAGUGAAUAUCGAAAGAGCAUGCUAUCUGCGGCCCAUGUUUUGGCUAUGGAUGCCAAGAAUCUUUUUGAUGUGGUCGAUUCGAUUCGGCAGCGUUAUCAACUUAUCUAUCCGUCAACAACAAAUGUAUCGAGCUUUGAUACGGCUAAUCUUAUUUCAGCAUUGCCGCCUAUAGCCACAGAAUCCAUGCAUGAUAUGAGUGGCCAUAUGACACCGUCGGAACUUCUGCAACAUCGUUCAGGUGCUAACGAGGGUACAGGAAUAUAUGAUAACGAUUUGCAAGGAACAUUUAAUACACAAUUGCAUAAUACGAAUGCUGAUGGCAGAACAGGAUUAACCAGAGAAAUGUCUAUUGGUCUAAAUUCUGCUUCAUCGGGAGAACCUUUAAAAAUCGUUGAAGAUGAACUGAUUAGUCCGGGCGAGCAUAUGUAUUGCAAUACGUCCGCCUUACAUGGUCAUGCGUAAAUUUGGAGAAUUUACACACACACACACACUCUAAAUGUAGUGUGUAAUUUACUGUACAUAUAAAGUAAACCAAAAUCAGAAUAUAUAUUAUAUAAUAUGCUUCAUAUAUCUAUAAUAUAAAUGUUCCCUCCACCUCCUCCUCCUUUAUCAUUCUCAUAAACAAAACUUACUCCACUGUAAUUGUGACGAAACCCUAACCUCGGCUGGCCGCUUAAUAUUCUCACAUCGUCAUGUAGUCAAAAGUAAUUUAAGAUUAUAUAGAUGAGUCCUAUGCUCGUGGAUAGUUAAUCAGUCUAAUGCUAAUUUAACACAAAUUAAAUAUCGGUUUUAACACUAUUAUUUUUUGUCUCGUAUGCAUUUUAAGAAAAUUUAUACUUUAUAUCUAUACCGCGAUUUAUAUAUUCGAUCGACGCUUCACUCAGAACUAUAUGUAUGUAUGUAAGUUGGUGCAAAAUGCAUACACCGAACAAAUUAAAUUCAAAAAAAGAAGAAAGAUAUUAAAUACAUA